UGAAUGCUCCAUUCCUCUUCAAGGGACAAUGAACCAGAAGACCACUCUAGUGCUCCUUGCACUGGCUGUCAUCACCAUCUUUGCCUUGGUCUGUGUUCUGCUAGUGGGCAGGGGUAGGGAUGAGAAUGAUGAGCCUAGCCAGCCUUCCCAUUGCCACUCCAUAUAUCCCAGUGCCCAGCCCUGGACACACCCUGGCCAGAGCCAGCUGUUUGCAGACCUGAGCCAAGAGGAGCUGACAGCUGUGAUGAGCUUUCUGACUCGGCGGAUCCGGCCAGGGCUGGUGGAUGCAGCCCAGGCUCAGCCCUCCGACAACUGUGUCUUCUCAGUGGAGCUGCAGCUGCCCCCGAAGGCUGCAGCCCUGGCCCACCUGGACAGGGGGAGCCCCCCACCUGCCCGGGAGGCACUGGCCAUCAUCUUCUUUGGUGGACAACCCCAGCCCAAUGUGACUGAGCUGGUGGUGGGACCACUGCCUCGCCCCUCCUACAUGCGGGAUGUGACCGUGGAGCGUCAUGGAGGCCCCCUGCCCUAUCACCGACGCCCUGUGCUGGCCCGAGAGUACCUGGACAUAGACCAGAUGAUCUUCGAUAAAGAGCUGCCCCAGGCUGCUGGUCUCCUCCAUCACUGUUGCUUCUACAAACGACAAGGAAGGAACCUGGUGACAAUGACCACAGCCCCCCGUGGUCUGCAAUCAGGGGACCGGGCCACCUGGUUUGGCCUCUACUACAACAUCUCAGGGGCUGGGUUUUUCCUACACCCCAUAGGCUUGGAGCUGCUGGUAGACCACAAGGCCCUGGACCCUGCCCGCUGGACCAUCCAGAAGGUGUUCUAUCAAGGCCGCUACUAUGAGAGUCUGGCCCAGCUGGAGGAUCAAUUUGAGGCCGGCCUGGUGAAUGUGGUGUUGAUCCCAGACAAUGGCACAGGUGGGGCCUGGUCCCUGAAGUCCCAGGUGCCACCGCAUCAGGCUCCCCCUCUGCAGUUCCAUCCCCAGGGACCACGCUUCAGUGUCCAGGGGAGUCGAGUAAACUCUUCACUGUGGACUUUCUCCUUUGGUCUUGGAGCUUUCAGUGGCCCAAGGAUUUUUGAUGUUCGCUUCCAGGGAGAACGGCUGGCUUAUGAGAUCAGCCUCCAAGAAGCCUUGGCUGUGUAUGGGGGCAAUUCCCCAGCAGCAAUGCUGACCCAUUAUAUGGAUGGUAGCUUUGGCAUGGGCAAGUACUCCACGCCCCUGACCCAUGGGGUGGACUGCCCCUACAUGGCCACUUAUGUGGACUGGCACUUCCUUUUGGAGUCCCAGACCCCCAAGACAAUGCGUGAUGCCUUUUGUGUGUUUGAACACAACCAGGGCCUCCCCCUGCGGAGACACCACUCAGAUUUACAGUCUCACUAUUUUGGGGGCCUUUCAGAGACAGUGCUAGUCAUCAGAUCUGUGUCCACUUUGCUGAACUAUGACUACGUGUGGGACAUGGUCUUCCACCCCAAUGGGGCCAUAGAAGUCAAAUUCCAUGCAACGGGCUACAUCAGCUCAGCGUUCCUCUUUGGUGCUGCCAAGAAGUACGGGAACCAAGUACAGGAGCACACGCUGGGCACAGUCCACACGCACAGUGUCCACUACAAGAUAGAUCUGGAUAUAGCAGGAGUGAAGAACUGGGUCUGGGCCGAGGACAUGGCCUUUGUUCCCACGGCUGUGCCCUGGAGCCCUGAGCACCAGAUACAGAGGCUGCAGGUGACCCGGAAGCAGCUGCAGACAGAGGAGCAGGCGGCCUUCCCCCUGGGAGGGGCCACACCUCGCUACCUGUACCUGGCCAGCAACCACAGCAACAAGUGGGGUCACCCACGGGGCUACCGCAUCCAGGUGCUCAGCUUUGCGGGAGAGCCAAUGCCCCAGAACAGCUCCAUGGAGAGAGCCCUCAGCUGGGGGAGGUACCAGCUGGCCGUGACCCAGCGGAAGGAGGAAGAGCCCAGUAGCAGCAGCAUCUUCAACCAGAAUGACCCUUGGGCCCCCACAGUGGACUUCACUGACUUCAUCAACAAUGAGACCAUCAUGGGAGAGGACUUGGUGGCCUGGGUGACAGCUGGAUUUCUGCACAUCCCACAUGCAGAGGACAUUCCCAACACGGUGACUGUGGGCAACAGUGUGGGCUUCUUCCUCCGACCCUACAACUUCUUUGACGAGGACCCCUCCUUCUACUCUGCUGACUCCAUCUACUUCCAAGGGGACCAGGAUGCUGGGGCCUGUGAGGUCAACCCCCUGGCUUGCCUGCCCCAGAGUGCUGCCUGUGCCCCCGACUUCCCUGCCUUCUCCCAUGGGGGCUUCUCUCACAGCUAGGUGGUCGCUGGGCUGGAGAAUCUGCCCAAGGGCUCCAGGACAGAUUCUCUUUUCCUUCCUCCCACCCCUGCUGUCUGUCCAUCUCCCAGUCCCCCAAGAUCCCCUCCCUUCCAUUGCCCUCCCUCCCUUGUACCCUCCUUGGGACCAGGAGUAUCCUGAGCCCGUGAUGCCUGACACUGGGAAACUCAGUUUGUUGCUGGGCCCUGUCCCAGAGAGGCAAGGAUGGCCCAGUCAGGAGCCUGGGGUAAUGGCCAGGAUUUUCCCUAGAUUGUUCUUUUUUUUAUUUUCUGGUUUUCCAGAAUCUUUUAGGCCAUUUCUGAGGUCUCUGACACAGGGAUUAUGAUCCCUUGAGAGCCCAAGGCAGGGCCACCAGUCCUGCACAUCCAUAUUGAGUGGGAAAGAACUCUUCUGCAUAUAUUCCCCACUCAUCCAAGUCCCUUUCUUCUCUCCAUCUUCUCAAAGCUACAGCCUCCUCCUUCCCUUCCGACCUACCAUUCCAUCCUGGGAUAUCCCUCCUGUGCUGAAGGGAUGUCCCUCUGUCCCAGCCCGUGGUGCUCCCACUGUCCUCAGCUCUCAUCUACAGUCUCCUCUCCUGCCCCUGGGCCAGCCAAUUGUAGGAUACAAUGCGGUGUGUCCUUUUGCAUCUGUCACAUAUUGGGACUAGGAUUUGCCAGCAGGCCUGUUCCAGGGCAAGGUGCAUUUCUAAGCAGUUCCCUACCUGUGUGCAUCUGCCUACCUUGGGCUCUCUGGAGGGGAAUGCACAUUGUGACAGCAGCUGCUCAAGUGAGCAUUUCAGGUGGUUUUGUGGAUGCAAUCCCAGUGAAGAUGUGUCAUUUUGUGCUAAGGCUGUGUGUGACCACUGGCCUUAUUCUGCAACAGCUAAUUUGGGAAGCUGGGGUAGGAACCAAGGAUGGUGGUCCAAUCAUGCACGGACAUGCAAAUUAGCCGGGGCUGGGCCUGGUGGGGCCGUGCCUGGCCUGGAGAGGGAACCUGUUCCAGUAUCUCUCAUCACUGCUUCCCCUCCAGGGCUCUGUCCAAAGAAUGGACAGGAUGGGUCCAAAGAAAUAGCAAGAGAUUGGAAACAACAGAAACCUACUUCCAUUAAAGAUUAGGCAAAUCAAUUAGGAUACACUUUACAUUGCAAUUUCUGUUCAGCUAAAAAAUAAUAGUUUGUCUUUAUAUGCUUAUUUGGAAUAAUCUUCAAGUGAAAAGGGCAAGGUGCUGAAAUGGGAUGGUGCAGUUCCAUUUGUGUUUUAGAAAGGAGGAGACUAUAUAUGAAUAUGCUUUAUAUACACAUAUUCAGAAAAAUAGGUAACACUGAUUACCUCUGGGGAGGAAAACUGGGAGUUUGGGGACAGGAGAGGGAGGGGAUUUAGUACCGUAUACCUUUUGUACAUUUUGAAUUGUGGACUAUGUGACCAUAUGACCAAAAUAAAUAAGAAAUGGGCCAAAA
Nycticebus coucang (slow loris) is the source of this 3776-nucleotide messenger RNA. It is a transcript of the gene AOC3, whose product is annotated as amine oxidase copper containing 3. The record is from RefSeq and is a predicted model, not a curated record. NCBI's taxonomy places the organism in Eukaryota, Metazoa, Chordata, Mammalia, Primates, Lorisidae. The transcript has 4 exons. The coding region runs from base 29 to 2323 and encodes 764 amino acids. Gene Ontology annotation, cellular component: endoplasmic reticulum; plasma membrane; early endosome. Gene Ontology annotation, biological process: response to antibiotic; amine metabolic process. Gene Ontology annotation, molecular function: quinone binding; copper ion binding; primary methylamine oxidase activity.